GACUGGUCGGAAGGCGGAGAGGGAAGAUGGCGGCGCCGGAGGAGCGGGAGCUGAGCCAGGAGCAGACCGAAAAACUGCUUCAGUUCCAGGACCUUACUGGUAUUGAGUCAAUGGACCAGUGUCGCCAAACUCUGCAACAACAUAACUGGAAUAUUGAGGCUGCUGUUCAAGACAGAUUGAAUGAACAGGAGGGUGUUCCCAGUGUUUUUAACACUACCCCCAGCCGGCCAUUGCAGGUUAACACAGCGGACCAUAGAGUAUAUAGCUAUGUAGUAUCCCGACCACAGCCAAGGGGGCUUUUAGGAUGGGGUUACUACCUGAUCAUGCUUCCAUUCCGCUUCACGUAUUACACACUACUUGAUGUUUUUAGGUUUGCUAUUCGUUUUAUCCGGCCAGACCCACGCAGCCGAGUCACUGACCCAGUGGGAGACAUCAUUUCUUUUAUACAAGUGUUUGAGGAGAAAUAUGGCAGAAUACACCCUGUGUUUUACCAGGGAACCUACAGCCAGGCCUUAAAUGAUGCCAAACAGGAGCUGCGCUUCUUGUUAGUUUAUCUACAUGGUGAAGAUCACCAGGACUCUGACAACUUCUGCAGGAAUACACUCUGCACACCUGAGAUAACACACUUUAUCAACAGUAGGAUGCUGUUCUGGGCAUGUUCCACAAACAAGCCAGAAGGAUUUCGAGUUUCCCAGGCCCUACGUGAGAAUACCUACCCCUUUCUGGCCAUGAUCAUGCUGAAGGACCGCAGGAUGACAGUAGUAGGGAGACUGGAAGGUUUAAUCCAGCCACAGGACCUAAUUAACCAGUUGACUUUUAUAAUGGAAGCUAACCAGACCUACCUGGUGUCAGAGAGACUGGAGCGAGAGGAGCGAAACCAAACACAGGUGCUAAGACAACAGCAGGAUGAGGCUUAUUUGGCAUCCCUGCGUGCUGACCAAGAAAAAGAGCGCAAGAGGAAGGAAAAGCAGGAGCAGAAGAGGAGAGAGGAGGAAGAGGCACAGAUGAGACAACUGGCAGAAGAGAGGAAGAAACGGAAUUUGCAGGAAGAGAAGGAACGCAUAUCUGAGUGUCUUCCUGCUGAACCCCAGCCAGACCAUCCUGAUACUUUGAAAAUUAUUUUCAAGAUGCCAAACGAUACAAGGGUGGAGCGGCGGUUCCUUUUCACUCAAUCGCUAUCGGUGAUUCACGAUUUCCUCUUCUCCCUGCAAGAGACACCAGAGAAGUUCCAGAUAGUGGCAAACUUUCCGCGUCGGGUGCUGCCGUGCCUUCCCACCGAGGAAGUCCCCAUGCCUCCUACACUUCAGGAGGCUGGACUCAGCCGUUCACAGCUCCUGUUUGUACAGGAUCUCACAGAUGAAUGACAUUAAAUAUAUAUAAACAUAUAUAUUUUUUUGCUUCCCAACAAAAUUGGGAAUGAAGGAAAGAAAAAAGAAAAAAAAAAUGCAGGUAGGGAGAAAUGAGAUACCUAAUCUCAUUAAUAACAUUAUUUUUUUUAAUGACUGCUGCUACUGACUUUGGAUCCUGGCGACCUUGCCUAGACAGGGAAGGGGGGGGGGGUAGGCAGUGUGUAGCAGUGGCUUGUUUGUUAUUUUCCCCCAUUGGAAGGGGACAAAGGCCAAGUGACCAUGAACUGAAAAGUGCAAGGAGAUGUUGCAGGGUUCUAUAUGUAUUUUUUUUUUGUCUCUCGAACUGACAUAUUGUUCCUCCUCUGGGAGGGAACCUUGCAUCCCUCUCCACCAUGGCAAAAGAAGAAAAUCUCUACGGAAUUACACACAUUCAUCCUAGCAGGUGGUGGUGUGGUAAACUGUUGUUGGGUGUAUUUCGUUUUAUUUUUCUGAGGAACAAGAGGAAUAUCAUUUCCUCAUACUGUAUAAAACACCCUUUUCCUUUUAAUUUUUUUUUUCUUGCUUUCUAAAAGACCAAAGGAGAGAGAUUGGCAGCUGUCAUUGUACCUGAUACAAGCAACUUUCAACUGAUCCUGCGUGUAACUAAGCGUGUGUGAUGGAUCUCGCUUUGGGACAGGGGAUGAUUAUCAACCCCUUGUAGUGUAAUAAAGGCAAUAUAUAGUGACUGGUCUCCCUGCUUAGAUGCCUUCUCUCGUCACUAGUAUUCUAUAUGUCCUGACUGGACUAUAUUCCAGAUUAUAAUUUAUUCCAAAUAUAAAUUAAAACAUUUUAGAAUUUU
Pelobates fuscus (common spadefoot toad) is the source of this 2187-nucleotide messenger RNA. It is a transcript of the gene FAF2, whose product is annotated as Fas associated factor family member 2. The transcript is spliced from 11 exons. The coding region runs from base 27 to 1364 and encodes 445 amino acids. Lineage: Eukaryota; Metazoa; Chordata; Amphibia; Anura; Pelobatidae. Gene Ontology annotation, molecular function: ubiquitin binding. Gene Ontology annotation, cellular component: endoplasmic reticulum. The record is from RefSeq and is a predicted model, not a curated record.